This is a messenger RNA of Aedes albopictus (Asian tiger mosquito), 4218 nucleotides long. RefSeq lists its product as uncharacterized. Gene Ontology annotation, biological process: positive regulation of transcription by RNA polymerase II. The transcript has 3 exons. The record is from RefSeq and is a predicted model, not a curated record. Gene Ontology annotation, cellular component: nucleus. Gene Ontology annotation, molecular function: transcription factor binding; DNA binding; ATP-dependent activity, acting on DNA. NCBI's taxonomy places the organism in Eukaryota, Metazoa, Arthropoda, Insecta, Diptera, Culicidae. Bases 445 to 3393 code for a protein of 982 amino acids.
UGCCAGCACUGCCACUUCACCGACCAAUUUUGACACUUCUGUUGAGAGGUAUUGUCAAAUGCGAUAAAGAGUAACGUUAAGGGAGAAGAGAAAGAUGAUCGGACGAAAGAAUCAUGACAGUUAUCCAUGAGUGACAUUACAUGCAGUUUUUCCUAGUUCAAGAAUGUUAUAGAAUCGAAAUAUUUGAUAUUUAACAGUUAAACUUAGAGCUAAAGGGAUGUUUGAACUUAAACUAGCUUAAUCUAAACAUAACUAUUAUCACAGAUUUCUAUCACAGAUCGAGCAAAAACGAACACAAAACGAAUAUGGAACAACCUAAAAAGUAGCUUAACACCGAAAAUUUUUAUAGCUUUCUCGCACCACAACAUUGAGUUUGCGAACUGCUCAUAAAACUUCGGACAGAGCCGCUUGUUCCCGUAACAAACUAUAAAAGUUUUCGUUCCGAUGAAUGCUGAGCGGAAGGAUUAUUUUUCGGCAUCGCUGAACUCUACGCGGGCAGGAGACUGCGGCGAUAAUUCGCGCCUUGCCUCGUACGGUCAGAGAAGUCCCGCUAAAUAUUCAACGCGGGCAGGAGAUUGCGGCAAUAAUUCGCGCCCUGCUGCGCACGACAAGAAUAAUCACGGUAAAUAUUCAACGCGAGCAGGAGACUGCGGCAGCAAUUCGCGCCCUGCCUCGUACGGACAAAAUAGUCAUGGGGAAUAUUCACCAGUGAGCAUCAAGGCAACACCCAGUCGAAGGUCUGCCCAUAUUGCCCUCCGCUUGCAACAGCUUCAGGAAGAGCGCGCAAUCCAGCAGCGCGAAUGGCAGGCCGAAAUGAAGGCAAUAGAGCAAGAGAGGAUUGCUCUAAAGACAAAAUAUAAGUUGUUGGAGGAAGAAUUUGCACUGCGUCGAAAUGCUCGCAAAUAUCAUUAUGGCUUCAAAAGUGAAACGACCGCAGUGAAGCAAGAUGUAAUGCUUGACGACGAAACUUGUUCGCAUAACCAAAAGAAGCCGAAUUCGAAUGGGCCAACUGUCAUCUUGACGAAGCAAGCUUCGUCAGUGGAGAAGCGAAAUCUAACGAUACAGCCACGGCAAGAGCCCCUAGCUGAUCUAUGGCAAAGGAGUGGAGCUCAGCAGCGAUCUAUCCGCGCGUACUCCAAAUCUCUUCAGAGGGAAAGCAACUUAACAAUCGAUUUCAGCUCAAUUGAUGACGUCAACAACGUAACCACCGACGGAGAAUUCGAGGCUACGAAGCAAAUUGCCACAGUUGAUACUGCGGCAGUCGCUUGUCUUCGUGCACGCGAAUCAGAUGCGAAAGAUAAACGGUUUCAAUAUGCGAUGAACCGAUCUCGUGAGUCCCACCAUAGUGUGGGCCACAUCAACGACCAACAUCGGGAAAUUAUUCGUGAAUUUGUCAGAAAGAAACACACUUCGACAACGGUUCCGCUUUUCAGCUGUAGCAAAUGCCUCUUCGUUUGUUACCCAUCGUUAGAUAUCGAUGAUAUCAGGAAACGAGGAAUGACACACAUAUAUCAAGCAAUGCGAAUCAGGAUACAAUUAGUAUACACCGGACAGUCGACGAAAGAGCUUGUUCAAUUGGCAGUGAAAUGUCAAAUUUGUUUGUUGAUUGUGGUCUACAAUCGAUACACAAACAAACUUGCAGUAAUGUUUCCUGAUCUUCAGAUUGGCCCAAAAUGCCACAUUAUCUCCAAGUCUCGCAAUUUACGCAGUGGACUGCCCGAGGACGCGGUAAACUGGAAGAAUAUCUUCGAUGAGCUCCGUAUGAAUUUGAGGUACGAUAUCCACGACAAGGACUGCAGUCGUCAGGGACUGGGAAUCCUCCAUUUGAUUUCCUAUUCGUUCAAAUCGUCUGCCUUUGAUGUUUGGUACUACCCACUAACUGAACACCAGAGCCGUAUGCCCGGCGAGCUUCUAGGUCCGAGGCCGGACAUGAUUCGUGGAGGCCCCAUCAAGAUGCUCGGUGGACCACCGCCUCCAACCGAUCGAGAUAACAUAAACGAUCUCCUGCGAGCCAUCGAUUCCAUGGAGGAGAAAGGUCGCCAAGAAGAUCCGCGAUAUUCGCAACUUUUGGCCCUUCGUGCCACAUCGAAGCAACAGUACUUGAAUGCUUCCCAACUGCACCAGCUGUGCGGUCAACCCAUGGACUACCGUUUGUUGAUUCAAGAACAGUGGUCCGACGGAACACCACCGCAAUGUCCAACGCCGCCGGCCAGACCAUAUUCGGGAGAUCCACAAGGGAGACGAGCACCGCCACCAGGAAUGCAACAACAGCAACCGCCUCAACCUGACCCUACGGAUAUACCGCCUGGAAAAGUCGGCCCUCCUGAAACGGGCAAGCCUGCGGCCGGUGCAAUGCCUUCAAACCAAAGUCUCUUGGUAGGAAUGACUAUGAGAGAACAACAACCUCCUCAUCAGCAGCAAAAGGGGGUCGGUCAACCACAACAACCCAGUUCUCAAGGACCAGGAGCAGGACGUUGUCCCGCUGCCCAUGCACCCGCCGUCCAACCCAUUCAGAAGCAGCACCGCGUCACAACCGUUUCCAAAUUGGUUAGCCUAAAUCUGAUCAUCAUCUCGCAAGAACGCGAGAAUCGAAUGGCUACCCGAAUCGCUCUAAGUAUGGAGGAACUCAGCAACCUCCGAGCCUUGCGAGUUUUGAUCUUUCAACGUCAGCUGCGGUCGGAAAUUCUCCAAUGUACUAGACGUGACACAACGCUGGAGGCGGGCGUCACCAUCAAGCGUACCAAGCACCAAGGAUUACGUGAAGCUAGAAGGAAGCGUCGUCAAAAGCAGCAGGAGUACCUGGCUUUGGUUCUACAACACGGCAGAGACUGGAAGGACUACCACCGAAACAAUGUAGCCAAGCUGGGCUGGUUGAACAAGGCCAUCAUGAACUACCACGUCAACGCCAAACGAGAAAGGAAGAAAGAACAGGAACGUAUCGAGAAGGAACGUAUGCGUCAUCUGACGGCCGAUGACGAAGAGGGCUACCGAAAGUUUAUUGAUCAGAAGAAAGACAAGCGUCUGGCGUUCCUGUUGUCGCAGACCGCCAAGUACAUUAGCAUCCUGACAACGAUGGUCAAGCAGCACAAGGUGGACUGGAAGAAGAAGAAGAAGAAGAAGAAAGACGGCAAGGAACAGCGGAAGCGUAGCAGGAAGCGCAUGGUACUGAAGAACGGCCACUUUCAGCAUCAGGAUACGGACUGCGAAGCGCACGAUUGUCGUGUCACGGUGUAUGAAACUGCUUUCGGCAAGAUGAUUGCCGGCGAUGAUGCUCCGGUUUUGCGCGAUUUGUUCAACUACGUUACUUCGGAAGACGAGGACGACGACAAUUCGGAUGAGAAAAAAAAGAAGAAGGCUACCCAGUCAAUCCACAGAAAUAUUUGCACUAGAUAGAUGGAGAGGUUUUUUCAAGCUAGUAGGGAGAACUUCUUUAAUAAUUGUAUCGAUAAAGAGAAGAGCCAAGGCCACUUUGAAAGGCAAUUGUCAGGUACAGUUUGAAUAUAGAAAACUUAGCUUCAGUGAACUUUAAUCGUUAUAAACAGUUGUUGGCCAAGUUAAGCAGUAACAAAACAUAACGAUCAGGAAAACGUCUGUUACGGUAUGGCAUCGCAAAUACGGAUACGGCUGUCUCCAAAGACCUAUUACGUAAAACUGGAACCUGCGGCCAGUGUUACGGGGGGGAGUAUGUUGCUGCCAGCACUGCCACUUCACCGACCAAUUUUGACACUUCUGUUGAGAGGUAUUGUCAAAUGCGAUAAAGAGUAACGUUAAGGGAGAAGAGAAAGAUGAUCGGACGAAAGAAUCAUGACAGUUAUCCAUGAGUGACAUUACAUGCAGUUUUUCCUAGUUCAAGAAUGUUAUAGAAUCGAAAUAUUUGAUAUUUAACAGUUAAACUUAGAGCUAAAGGGAUGUUUGAACUUAAACUAGCUUAAUCUAAACAUAACUAUUAUCACAGAUUUCUAUCACAGAUCGUAAGUAAUUAAUUAUUAUCGAUAUUCUUAGUUCUAACCUAAAUUAUUAUCACAGGAGCAAAAACGAACACAAAACGAAUAUGGAACAACCUAAAAAGUAGCUUAACACCGAAAAUUGUAAGUGAAUUCAAUCAUAUGUAAACCUAAAUCUAAACAAUAAUAAAUUACAGUUUAUAGCUUUCUCGCACCACAACAUUGAGUUUGCGAACUGCUCAUAAAACUUCGGACAGAGCCGCUUGUUCCCGUA